Bipolaris victoriae FI3 is the source of this 174-nucleotide messenger RNA. RefSeq lists its product as hypothetical. NCBI's taxonomy places the organism in Eukaryota, Fungi, Ascomycota, Dothideomycetes, Pleosporales, Pleosporaceae. The annotation marks the transcript as partial. The transcript has a single exon. The record is from RefSeq and is a predicted model, not a curated record.
CACACAUGCGCCCAUAUGCAUAGACUCCGCUCUGCUCUUCCCCACACUGAGGCUGCACCUCGCGUCCCACACGCCCGGCUUCCACUGUCCACCGCCUACCAGCAAGGAGCCGCCAUGUUGUGUCUGCCGCAGCGGGCCUUUUUGAAAGGUUUAUCUCCUUUCAAGGCCCAUUGA